Molecule: messenger RNA, 7075 nt
Organism: Anastrepha obliqua
Lineage: Eukaryota; Metazoa; Arthropoda; Insecta; Diptera; Tephritidae
Product: myosin-9
Exons: 17
Coding region: 689-6730 (2013 amino acids)
Source: RefSeq, a predicted model, not a curated record
AACAAGCAACAAACAACAAAAAUAACAAAAACAUCAUAAACAACAUUGGCGUCAACGAGCAACAAAAGUACGAGUAUUGUAGCAGUAGUAGCAACAGCCAAAGUGGCAGCUGAUAUACAUAGCAACAACACCAACAAAAUACUUAUAAUAAAACUAUAAGUACCAAAAAUAAAAACACAAAAAAAAACACCAACACAAAGAGCAAUAACGACGGUAAAAAGGAAAUACUUACGAGCACAGCCAGAUACAUACAUACAUGCACAUACGUAUGAAUGUAUGUAUGUAUGCAUUAAACAAUAAGUAGCCAAGGAAGCACCACAACAACAGUAACCCACGCCACGCGCCCAACGUCAAUACAUAAGUCAAUAAAUUAUUGUAUUAUCCAUUAUUAUCCUUGAACCCGACUAUUCUAUAUAACUCACCUUUAUCUCAACAAGUGAACAGUAGAACCGGAAAUUCUUAUUCUGUAUGCCUUAAUUCUGCAACGAAUUUCCAGCCGCAACAUCGCGUGGGCCAGACGUAUCCACUGAAUUAGAAUCAAUAAAAACACAAACUCUUUGACGACGUAUAAACCAAAGAAUUUGUAUUGGUGCCGUCACCAGCAUCACCAGCAUCAUCUCCGCCAACACAACCCCACAUUUUCGCUUUAAAUUGGGAAUUUUAAUCUUCACAACGAUUUUCCACUUAAAUGCAUCAUCUGUAUCCGUCGCUAAAAGGUGACCAAUUGUGUCCUCUGGGGUUCCAUCCCCAGACCCGCUAUCCAACACGUUGUAAACGUUGCUUUCGCGAUUACAAAGAACAUGGCGGCCGGCGGGGUAUUGAAGAUGUGGCCGUCUCAUCGCCGAAUUUAACUGACAGCGGAAAUUCCAGACCAUCAUCACGCACAUGGACCUCUACGCAGAAUCUGUCGUCUUUCAAUGGCACUGGGAGUAGCAGUGAUAUUGUUGUCCACUUCAAUGUAGAACUAAAGCGGCGUCCACAGUCAUGGACUUCCACUCCGGACAUCGACGAGGCGGUCAAUCAGUCGAACAAGGACAACACACGUUCCAGUGGACGUACGCAGGAGAAUGAUGUGGAUGUGACGGUAAAAAUCCCAGUGCCGACACGACGGCAUACGACGGCGCUGGAUCUAAAUGAGGGUGAAGAUUCCAUUUCGAAGUCAGCCUCGUCGUCAUCCAAAUCAUCACCCUCGCGUUCUACUAUUCCAGAGGAGCUAAUUAUCCUCUCCACAGACAGCCUCGCCGAGCGGGUACGUAAAAUGAAUUUGCUGAAGAAACAGCGUCAAAACUCCCGAGAAUCCAGUCGUGAGCGUUCAGUUUCCAAGAAGAGCGAUGAUAGUGAUAACAAUUCAUCCAGCGAUACUGAGAGCAAAGCGCCACCUGAUCGACCAGAACGUAGCAAAUCCACCACCUCAGUCACAGAAGCUAUUGCCAAACGCAAUUCCCUGCCACCAAAGAAGAUACCAACGUCGAGUACUGCAUCCACAACAAAUUCCACUUCCACAAGUACUUCCACAGCAACUGCUAGUGGCGCAACAAAAUCAGUGAGUGUACCAGCUGCAGUAACAAAUGGUCCAAAAACAACGAAUACAUCCUCGUCAACAAACAAAUCGUCCUCAAGUACUUCGACAACGACGGCAGCCUUGAAGCAACAGAAGGAGGAAGCGCGGCGUUUGAAAUCUGCCGAAGAUGUGGAAUUUAUGCUAAAAAUCAAGGAUAGCAAGUUUGCACAAAAAAGACAAACACACGACACAAGUUCCCUUACGACGGAAACGACUGAAACCACUUUGGUCGGUCCGAACGAUCGAGAGCUGCAGGACGAGCUGAAGCGGUUGCGCGCCGACUACGAAGCGAUGAAAACGCGUGCUGAGCGUGCCGAACGCGAGAAAAGUGACAUUUUGUUGCGUCGGCUAGCUUCUAUGGACACCGCCUCGAAUCGGACCGCAGCCUCAGAGGCUCUGGCACUGCAGCAAAAAGUCAAUGAAAUGAAAGAGCAAUUGGAAAAAGUAAAUGAAGAGAAGCGUAGACUGAAUAUACGCAUGAAAGAUAUUGAAAAUAAUCCAAAAAGCAACGAGUAUGAGUUAAAACGUAAACUGCAUGCGGCUGAGCAGUUGUGUGAGGAAUUGAUGGAGGAUAACCAGGAAGCGAAAAAGGAAAUUCUUAAUUUGCAAGCCGAAAUGGAUGAACUGCAAGAUACAUACCGCGAUGAUGAAGUGAAGGCGAAAACAAACCUUCAAAAGGACCUAGAAAAGAUGACGAAGAACUGUCGCAUACUCAAUUUCAAGUUAAAGAAAUACGAACGCAAGGUGGAGAUAAUGGAACAGGAAAAACAGAAUGGCUACAAUUCAGAUUUACUGGCGAAGGUCAACAAACUUGAAGAAGAGCUGCGUUUCUCAAACGAGUUAACACGUAAAUUGCAAGCUGAAGCUGAGGAGUUGCGUAAUCCCGGCAAAAAGAAAACACCCAUGUUGGGUAUUAUCGGCAAGUCUACAUCGGCGGAUGCCAGCCCACAGCCACCACUACAAUUGCUGCGGGACUUGCAAGACUCUGUGGAGCGCGAGUCUGACUUGAAGGAUCAGCUGAAAUUUGCAGAAGAAGAGAAACAAAAGUUUACUAUGCAAUUGCGUGCUAAAAUGGGCACAAAUAUUGGUACACAAACGAUGGAACUCUCUGAAGUCCUAUGCUUUCCGCGUGCGACACAAACGAAGCGCCUGUUAUGUGCAGAUGUCGCAGUCGAAACGGAACCAGUACUUAUUGGUGGUACGAGCACAAAUGUGGUAGUGGCUACCUGCGAAAAUUCCACUAACACUGAUGAAACUGAAACCAUCGAAGUUGCCACAGGAACAGAAAAUAAUGAAACGCAAAUUCGUGAAAGCAGAGAUGUUGGCACCGAGAUGACUGACCAUGUUGUGUGUGAUGCUUCAACUGAAACCGAGCGUCUAGAGCUAAUUGACGCCACCACCGCGACUGAGAGCGGAGAAACUUCUGUCGAUACUCAAAUUGCUGUACAGAACUUAAAGUCUUUCUGUGAUCGUGAAUGUUCACCAUUUGCUACGGUGUUUGCGGCUGUUGCACCAAGAGCAACUCCUGCACUACUUUUCCCGUCUGCAAUGUCGCAUGCGCUCAUGGCGAGCGCUGGUGCAGCAACACGCAAAUUGAGUCCUAUUCCACAUCGUUUGAUGCCCGAAUCUGCUGCCGAUCGUGAUGAAGGCAUUUCUGAUGAGGACGACCCCGCCGAGUUGCGUAUUCUACUGGAAUUGAAUGAACAGGAGGCGUCGAUAUUGCGACAACGAGUUGAUGACUUAGAAAGAGAGAAUCGUGAAACCAAGAAACAUGUGAGAGAGCUGCAGGAGAAGGUGCAUCAAGCCGAGGUUGGUGAGAAAAGGUCUUCCUCUUCGUUGCUAACUUUUAACUCAACAUCAACAAACGCAUCUGAUAAGAAACUGAAAGCACUCAAUGAAGAACUGAUGCAGUUACGGAAAUCAUUGUCCGACAAAGAUCGCACCAUUGAACGUCUACAGGCGGAGUUCUCUGCUAAAACUGGUUCAACACUUCCGCAGGACACUAAUAUAGAUACGAAGCGUCAAUUAAAGUUGGUUGAACAAGAAGCAUCGGUGUUGCGCACGAAAAUUACAACAUUAGAAAGCGAAAAUGAGAAACUGCUGAAAGACAAUAAACGUAUGCAAUUGCAAGCUCUACGUAAGACCACAUCAUUGGAAAAGAAUGGUACGAACAGUGAAGAGCUAACAAAGUUGAAAGAGUCAUUUGAGUCGAUGGAACGCGAGCGUAACGAGUUAGAUGGUAAACUGAAACGAAUACUACUCGAAGCCGAAGAAAAAUUGCCAGUGCGUACGCCGAAACGUGUGACAGAUCUCACGCCGAAGAAUCAUUUGAAAAAGUGGGUGGAAGAGCUUGAGGAUGAGAUACGGGAAAUGAGAGUGAUAGUACUGAAUAGUGGCGGUGAAAAAUUAAAGACGCUUGAGACUGAGAAGACGGCACUGGAGGAGCAAUUGCAGAAGGCGAAGCAACGCCUGUCCGUAGCAGAGGGCGAUAUUGAACGAUUGAAGACACUGACGAGCUCGACACCCAAACUUAGUGAGCUGGAACAUAAACUGAAGAAGUCGGACGAUGAAGCCAGAAAAUUCAGUUCGAAAGUCAAAGAGCUUGAAGACAAAAUCAAGAAGCAGGAUAAUCUGCUCAAACAAGUUGAAGCCGCGAAAGCCUCUCUCGAAUCGCAAUCCAAGCGUGACAAAGAAAAACAAUCUACACUAGAAAAGGAUUACGAAAAGGAGCGCAAGGAGCGUGAGAAGCUCGAGUCGAAACUAACGCAAUUAGAAGCCGAUCUUGGUAGCGCUAAAAAAGCUGCAGAAAAAACAAAAGCCGCGCAUGAGAAGGAAAUGAAGGAACUGAAAACUAAAUCUUCAAAAUCUGAUUCCAAACAAGUGCAGGAGCUUAAGAAACAAAUUGAGGAGUUGCAAAUCCAGUUAGUUGAUGAAAAUAAGCGCUACAAAGAUUUGAAUACACAUUGGGAAAAGUUGUCUGAGGAAACGAUACUUAUGCGAGCUCAACUAACCACCGAGAAGGACAACAUGCAAGUGGAGCUGAAUUCUAUGAGACAAAAACUGAAUGAAAUGGACGAAAUACGUGUGGAACGUACAGAGUUGGCAAAGAAGCUCGGCGAUGUGAAGAAGAAGCUGCAAGAGGCUGAGGCGAAACAAAUCAAAAAUGGUGCCUCGGAGCAUGAAAAGACAAUGCUGAAGAAUAAAUUGGCAGAGAAGGAGCAAGAAUAUGAUCGUUUACGGCGCGAAAAUGAGAUGAAUAUAGAUUUAGUAUUUCAGUUACGUAAGGAAAAUGAGGAUUUAGGUAGUAAGCUAAAUGACUUUAAUCGUAUCGAACAAGCGCAGUAUUCGAUUAAUGAGCAUAGUAGCAGUUUGCAAGCAGAAAUCAAAACGCUGAAAACAAGGUUGCAGAACUCUGAAUUACAGCUUAAGUCCGAGGUAGCAUCAACACGUCUACGGUAUGAGCAACAGGUCAAAAAUUUGAGUGGCGAAUUGACCUCUAUGCAGCGCCAAUGCGAGAAGUUCAAGAAAGAUCGGGAUACCUUCAAGCAGAUGUUAGAAUCAGCACAGAAAAAAAUCGGUGAUCUCAAAGCAAGCAGCACAGGCCGCCAGAGUCGUGGUUCAAUGCAUAGCAGUGAUGACGAUGAUAAGAGCAAAAUCGCCUAUCUGGAACAACAGGUCGGUUGUCUGGAGGACCAGUUGGUCGAGUCACGCCUCGAAGUGAGUAAAGUAAAAACAGAGCUUGUAUCUGAGCGUAGCGCAAAUGAGAUAAAAAUAUCCGAAAUGCAAUCCAAAUUAAAUGAGUUCGAAGAAGAACGCGUUAUCGGCUCUGGGCGCACAAAAAUACCGGGCAUGAAAACAAAACUGGAACUCUCGUGGCAAAAAGAACGCGAAGAUCAACAGCGUCUGCUGCAAGAAACAUCAACAUUGGCGCGUGACUUGCGACAAACGCUCUUCGAAGUUGAGCGAGAACGUGACAAAGAGCGUCUGGAGUCAAAACGACGUUUAGAGCAACUGAAACGCUCUACGGAGGAGGAGAUGGAGGAAGGUCGACGAAAGAUUGCCGAACUGCAAUGUGAUUUGCUGGAAUUGCGCGACGUGCACGCCAAACUGCGAACAUCCAAUGAAAAGUUGCGUCGCGAACGUGAACGCUACGAGAAGGAGUUAGUGAAACGCCGCGUGGAACAAGAUGGAGGUGAGCGUAAAGUGGGCGCUUUGCUACAAACUGUCGAUGAGCUGGUGAAGAUAGCGCCAGACCUGAAGAUGGCAACAACAAGCAGGCGCUCAUCUUCGAGCAGUGGCAACACAUUGCGGCCUGAACAGGCGGGUACGGCACGGCAACGUAGUCGCAGCCCCUCGCCAAACACAGUCUUAAAUAAUUCACAAAUAACGAAUGUGCUUGCACGCCUCGCUGAAGCGUCAGAAGAGUUGCGAAAAUUCCAGCGUCUCAGCGAAGAUGAGAAUGAACGGAUGCGUGUGCGUCGCAGUAAUUUGCGGCGUGCGGCAUCGCAGGAAAAUGAUCCACAUGGUAGUCAGAGCUCAGUGGCCAGUGCAGCAGGUUCAACGCGCAACGGCUCCAAAUUAUCGCGCACUUCGACACACAAUGGUAGUUUAAUAAGGAAGAGCCUCUCAUUGGAUCAUUCAAUACAGAAAGAUCAGAACAUUUGGCGUCAGGAUGAUGGCAGCGUCUCGUCAAUGCAAUCCAUUGAUUCCGAAUUGGGUGGCAUGAUGCGUGACAGCAGCUUUGACUCACGUCUAUCUGGUGGCUCCACGCAGAGUGACAUACCACGCGGUCCGCGCAAAAAGAAGAAGAGCUUAAUGGGAAAAUUGCGCAGUCUAACGAAGAGUAGCCGUAAUUCCGAGAGUGAAGUGUCGGUUCAAGGAUCUGACUCUGACAUUAGUGUAGCCAGUGAUAUGCGUGCCAGCAAAAAAGACUUACGUGGCCGUUUGUCAGGUAUGUUUAAGCGUGCGGGAUCAACGUCUCGAAGUGAGAGCAUCGAACGCAUGGCAGUCGAAAAUCGUCCGGUGGCAGUGACAGUGGUUGGAGACGUGGAUGGCCCCCAGCCGCGUGAACCUCCUCCUGCUAAUGCUGCGACAGCUAAACCAAUACGUGCUGCGAUAAAACCACCGACGCCUACCACACCGCUGACAAAACGUCGAACAGCUAAAUAGUUGCCCACUUUUCUAUUUUCUGUAUUAGAAACUUGUUCCAUGCCACGGUAUUUCGAAAUCCUACAUACAUCCACGCGUACUUUUGUUGUCUUAUUUAAAACAUUUAAAUUAUUUGAUAUGGUAGCGAAAAGCGUAUAUAUUUUUGCUACAUAUCAGAACUGGCAAUGGCGUUAUUCAAAUUGUUUCCCAUUCUUGAAUGGAGGAGUUCAAUUUUAUCGCAUUGCAUCCAGAUUCAUAUAUAUACAUACUUUUAAUCAACUUUUUUCUAUUACUUUUAUUUAUUUCAAAUAUUUACUUUCUUAAUGUACCGUAAUGUUAGUAUGUCAUACUACAAAUCAUUAUAUU